Varanus komodoensis (Komodo dragon) is the source of this 3971-nucleotide messenger RNA. RefSeq names its product anoctamin 7 (gene ANO7). Gene Ontology annotation, biological process: chloride transmembrane transport; calcium activated phospholipid scrambling. The transcript is spliced from 24 exons. Gene Ontology annotation, cellular component: plasma membrane. The record is from RefSeq and is a predicted model, not a curated record. Bases 405 to 3206 code for a protein of 933 amino acids. Gene Ontology annotation, molecular function: chloride channel activity; protein dimerization activity. NCBI's taxonomy places the organism in Eukaryota, Metazoa, Chordata, Lepidosauria, Squamata, Varanidae.
AAACAAAGGCAAGGUCUACUAAAAGCUAUUAAACAAGAAUGCUCUUGGGAACCUGCCUGAAAAUUUCAGAUUCCUCCACCUUAUGCAUACACCAGCAUAUUUACCGAAACAACACUGUGCUGAAGUGGAUGGUGAAGAACAUAAAAAGUGCAACAGUGGAACCAUGACAUUUUGCUGUCUUUGAAAUUAAGGGGAAGGAAGAAACCGGGAGGAGGUGAGGAAGAAAAUAACCAAGUACAAUUAGCAUCUUUUGUAUUUUCUUGGAAUUGUCUGGGGAAUUGCACAAUGGAGCUGCCAUCUGAUAGCCCCUCAACUGAGAGGAAAAGGGAGAGGAUGCAAUAACUCCAUCAUCUUCAUCAGACCUCCCAGAAGAGUUCUGCCUGUCAGUGUCAUGAAGAAUAAAGAUGCAACGGAGGAAGACCAAAGAAGAUGACACCUUGAUCACAGAUGAGCAGAAUCCUAAAGAGGCAAAAUAUGGGAGCAUGAAGAAGAGCUCUGAGCCCAGAGCUAAAGAGUAUAAUUAUGGAACGCUAGCCUUAGGUUCCGAGAAGAAGGUCAAGUUGUCCAGUUAUGAAACCCUAACUGACAUGCCUGAGCAGAAUGUGCAGGAUGUCAGCCACUCUGGACAAAAUACACAGGAUGACAAGAGUGGGAAGCAGGCCAUGAACCUUCCUGAUAUCCCACAGUGGACUAAACAAUCAGCCCCAGGCCGUGUUGUGAACAGCACUGCAAACUUCUUCAGUGAUGAGACGUCCAGGAUAGACUUUGUGCUUGUAUGGGAAUCAGAUUGUCAGGAUUUGGAGGGACAAAAUGAAGAGGAGGAGAAUGCAAAACCCAGGCAAAAGAGAUUGAUUGAAAUGCACAGAGUGUGGCGAGAGAAGUUUCUGAAUAAACUCCAGAUGGCAGGUCUCAGAAUGGAAAAGCAUGUGGUCCAGAAUGCAAGGAAGCUGGUGCAUUUUAUCUUGCUGAAUGCUCCCUGGAGUGUACUCUGUUAUUACGCUGAAGAUCUCAGGCUGCGGGUUCCCUUGCAGGUUGUGCCCAAUCAGGCUGUAACAAACUGGUCUCACAGGAUUCUGAAUAAACUGGGCAUUCCUAAUAUGCUCUACGAUGAGGUUCCUGAUGUUCCUAUAGAUUACUACACCUGUCAUUUUAAAGCAAAUAAGUUACCCUGGUUUCUUGGGAGUGAUCACCAUGAGACCUUCUUCAGCAGCACACAACGGCACAGAAUACUGUAUGAAAUCCUCGCCACCACAGCGUACGGUGACCGAAAGGCAGGGCAAGCUGGAAUAGAAAGGCUGCUGAGUGAGGAUGUCUUCACAGCUGCAUUCCCACUACAUGAUGGUCCCUACAAGAUACCGUCAGAGGAGAUGGUCCCUCCUCCAUUGAACCAGAGGCAGAUUCUUUUCCAGUACUGGGCCCAGUGGAGUAAGUGGAAGAAGUACCAGCCUUUGGAUCACAUCCGCAGGUACUUUGGGGAGAAGAUUGCUCUCUACUUUGCCUGGCUUGGUUUCUACACUGGGUGGCUUUUACCAGCAGCUGUAGUGGGGACGCUAGUCUUCAUAAUAGGCAUCUUUAUGAUGUUUGAGGACGUGCCUACGCAGGAAAUCUGUACCAGUGAUGGUAAAUACAAAAUGUGCCCACUUUGCAAAGUCUGUCCUUACUGGAACCUCUCCACCAUCUGCACAAUGUUUCAGGCUGGUCGUCUUUUUGAUCAUGGAGGGACUGUCUUCUUUAGCAUCUUCAUGGCUCUGUGGGCAGUCACCUUCCUAGAGUACUGGAAGCGAAUGAACGCUACCCUGACACACCGCUGGGAUUGCUCAGACUUUAAAGAUACUGAGGAACGUCCACGGCCCCAAUUUACUGCCAUGGCUCCCAUGAUAACCAGAAAUCCCAUUACUGGAGAGGAAGAGCCCUAUUUUCCUAAGAAGAGUCAAUUCAACAGAAUAGUAGCUGGAUCAACGGUCAUCAUCAUGAUGAUUGCGGUGGUGGUGAUGUUUCUAAUUUCCAUCAUCCUUUACCGGGCCAUCAUCGCCAUAGUCAUAUCGAGGUCUGGGAAUUUCCUCAUCGUGUCUUCGGCAUCUCGUAUUGCCAGUAUCACAGGCUCAGUGGUGAACCUCAUUUUCAUCCUCAUCCUCUCCAAAAUUUACAUUGCACUGGCACAGUUCCUGACCAAGUGGGAGAUGCAUCGUACCCAGACCAUGUAUGAAGACGCAUUCACAUUUAAGGUGUUUGUAUUUCAGUUUGUCAAUUUCUACUCUUCUCCCAUCUACAUCGCCUUCUUUAAGGGGAGGUUUGUAGGCUAUCCAGGCCACUAUAACAAAUUGCUUGGCAUUCGCAAUGAGGAUUGUGCUCCAGGUGGCUGCCUCAUCGAACUUGCCCAGGAGCUUCUGAUCAUCAUGGUGGGCAAGCAAAUAAUUAACAACAUACAGGAGAUCCUUAUCCCAAAGUUGAAAACAUGGUGGCAUAAGUGGAAUGGUCUCUCCAUUAGGAACAAAGAAGGCCAGGAAAAGUUCAUGAAGCAGCUCUGGGAGAGUGAUUAUGAAUUGCUGCCCUAUGAGGGGCUCUUUAAUGAAUACCUGGAAAUGGUCAUUCAGUUUGGCUUCGUUACCAUCUUUGUGGCUGCCUGCCCCCUUGCACCUCUGUUUGCCUUGCUCAACAACUGGGUGGAAAUUCGCUUGGAUGCCCAUAAAUUUGUUUGUGAAUACCGGCGUCCAAUUACUGAGCGGGCCCAAGGCAUUGGCAUCUGGUUCCAUAUCCUGGAGGUCAUCACACACUUGGCAGUCAUUAGUAAUGCCUUCCUGAUUGCUUUCACUUCUGAUUUCCUCCCUCGGUUAUAUUACCAGUACACUCAUGCCAGUGAUUUGCAGGGCUACAUUGAUUUUACUCUGGCUUAUGCUCCUAAAUCUUUUGUCUUGGAGCAGAAUAUCACAUGCAGGUACCGAGCCUAUAGAGAACAAAACGGCAGAUAUUCGCUAGCUUAUUGGAAUCUAUUGGCCAUCCGUCUUGGCUUCAUAAUUGUAUUUGAGCAUGUGGUCUUCUUCAUUGCACGUCUGAUAGAUAUGAUGGUGCCUGACAUCCCAGAAGUGGUGGAGAUAAAAGUGAAACGAGAACAGUAUCUAGCUAAACAAGCUCUGGCUGACAACAAGGCCCUCAUUGAUGUAAUAGAUGUGAGAAACCCAGCCCCUCUAGCAGAGAAGACACUAUAGUAGGAAUCAGGACUCAUAAAGAGAUACACCAUGUUUGGUCCAGGCCAAAUUACCAAGCAUCUGGAGAAGCAAGCCUCAUGGGGGAAAGAUGACAAAGUUUAUAUAAUGGUGUUACCUUUCCAAGUGAAGUAUGUUCCAUGUGCCAUACUGUAGAUCAGUACCUGAAACCCUCAUCCAACCACACUUCAAUGUAGCUGGUUCAACACUGUGGUGAAGAAUGUUACAUUGGUGGAAGUAGAAGAUCUACACUGAAACCAAAUUAAUCUAACCAGCAUUGUUAUCAGCUCUGUUGUCAAGUUAAUUAAAUGAGAGCCUCACUAGUCUUUUACCAUCAUAAAAUAGUCUUCAACAGAUAUUUAUGUCUUCAAGUCUAGCAGUGAGUAUACAUUAGCACUACGCUCUACUCCUGUUUAACAACUGAGGAGCAAGAGAAAAAUCUUGUGAAAUAAUGACUGGGUACAAGAAAGUUUCAGAUGUGUUAAGAAUCUAGAACACACAAACAGCUUACAAGAAAGAGAACUCCCUCAACCCUAGUACCUUUGCUGAGUGCACAUUUUUAGUAGUUGUGUAGUCUGUUUAGCAUGUGAUGACCGGCUUAAUACAGAUCAUUGACUGAGAAGGAGACAGAUAACGAGCAGCGCUCUCUCUCUCUCUCUUAACAGCUGUUCAAUAUUUCAGUAGAAAGAUAGGUAGGACUCUUGAAUUGGUGUGACUUGGGUUUUUUUACCUUGCAGUCUGAAGAAAAAUAAAAGAUAACCACUCAAA